UGGGCACAGGUGGGUGGGCACUGGUGGGCGGGCACAGGUGGGUGGCACUUCUGGGCACAGGUGGGUGCACUUCUGGGCACAGGUAGGUUGCACUUCUGGGCACAGGUAGGUGGCACUGCAGAGUGGCACAGGUGGGUGCACUGCUGGGCACAGGUGGGUGCACUGCUGGGCACAGGUGGGUGGAACUUGCGGGUGGCACUGCUGGGCACCGAUCAUCAGGGCACUGAUCAUCAGUACCCUGAUGAUCGGUGCCGAUCCCCGCUCUGACAACUGCCGGUUCUCGGCAGUACUUUCCUCACGAUCUGACAGCGUGAGGAAAGUGCAGCCGAGAACCGGCACUUGCAU
This is a messenger RNA of Staurois parvus, 345 nucleotides long. The record is from the annotation of a GenBank genome assembly. NCBI's taxonomy places the organism in Eukaryota, Metazoa, Chordata, Amphibia, Anura, Ranidae.